UACUUGGGGUCAAAAAUGCAACAUAACUCAUUCGAAAAAAAUAGCUCAUUCGUCGUGCGAUUCGAUUAACACCAAAAUCAACAUAUUCUAAAAUAGGGGGCACUCCGUACCCCGACGACUUUAUUGGCAAAAACCCCAACUCGAACCCCGAAACCCCGAGUCUAUCUAUUUAAAUUCAUUAAACUCUAUUUAGAUACACACAUUUCCACCAGUCAAAAUAUAUUAUGAAACAUUUAAUUUUCAUUGUAAUCUACAUUGUUCAUUACACAUUUGAAAUGGUUUAUUCAGCAUUUAGUCAGCCCAAUUUAAUGGUAUCGGGGGGACUUAGCGAUUUAAGAAGUGCACCGCCUGGAGCAAAAGAAUUGAACCAAUAUUUGAAUUUGGCUGUUGCUCUUGGAUCUGUCUUUAAUUAUUUAGUUGUUGGAAUCUUGAUUAAAUUGAGAACCGGUAGUUUAUUAAAAAUUAUUUUGUAA
This is a messenger RNA of Meloidogyne enterolobii, 473 nucleotides long. The record is from the annotation of a GenBank genome assembly. Lineage: Eukaryota; Metazoa; Nematoda; Chromadorea; Rhabditida; Meloidogynidae.